AGGUGCCAUUUCAUGUUGGAGGUUAUGAACUAAAAACCUGAAAUAAAAGGACUGAAAUCCAUGAUUGAGAUGGACAUUUAACUGGUGAGUCUACCGAUUGAAAGAUACUUCAAAGAUCUGAAGAAAAUGGCUGAGAAGACUCUUUUUAAAGAUUACCUGAGCUGCCACGUUUGUUCAGAGAUUUUCAAAGAUCCGGUGUCUCUGAGCUGCAACCACAACUUCUGUUCAAGCUGUCUGAAAGAGUUCUGGGAACAAACUAAAAGCCGAAACUGUCCCAUCUGUAAAAGAAGAUUUUCUAAAGAGGAUUUUGGUGUGAACUUUUCACUGAAGGAACUUGCCGACUCUUUUGCUGGAACACAGACAGGUGGAUCAUAUGAGACUGAAAAAGAAGAAAAGAGGCUGGAGGAGGUUUGUAGGAAACACCCAGAAAAACCUCAACUGUUCUGCAGAGACGAACAGAGAGCUGUGUGUCCUGGAUGUGACGUUUCUCUGCACCAGAACCACAAAGUGGUUCCUGUAGAAGAAGCAGUCAGUGAGCUGAAGGAGAAGCUGAAAUCUGACUUAAAGUCUCUGCAGGACAAGAGGGACGAAUACAAACAAGUGGAGGAAACAUAUGAAGAUGUGGUUCAACACUCCAAGAAGCAGCUGUUGUCCACAGAGAAGCAGAUCAGAGCAGAGUUCAACAAACUCCAGCAGUUCCUGAAAGAGGAAGAGGAGUCCAGACUGGCAGCUCUGAGGGAGGAAGAGGAGCAGAAGGGGAGGAGAAUCAGCAGGGAGAGGAAGAGGAUCCAGGAGCAGAUCUCCUCUCUGUCAGACAGCAUCUCUGCUGUUAAAGAAGACCUGCAGAAAGACAACAUGCUGUUCCUCAGCAGGUAUAAACCCACUCAGGACAGAGCCAGAGACCAGUGCUCAGUGUCAGAUCCACAGCUGCUCUCAGGAGCUCUGAUAGAUGAGGCCAAACACCUGGGAAACCUGGCCUUCAGAGUCUGGGAGAAGAUGAGGGACAAGGUCCACUUCAGUCCUGUUAUUCUGGACCCAAACACUGCAGACCCCCGUCUCCAUCUGUCUGCGGAUCUGACCAGUUUGAGUUAUGGAGCUACAAAGCAGCAGCUUCCUGAUAAUCCAGAGAGAAACAUCAACUACACCAGUGUUUUUGGUUCUGAGAGUUUCACCUCAGGGAAACACAGCUGGGAGGUGGAGGUGGGAGAUCAUCCUAACUGGCUGCUGGGUUUGGUUAAAGACUCAGUUGACAGGAAGGACGAGAGAUAUCCUUCACCAAAUAAUGGGAUCUGGUGUUUAUGGCAUGGUGAUGGAAAAUACACCAAUGGGGCUGACAAGAACAUCAAGAUGAGGACGAGUGUCCAGAGGAUCAGAGUCCAGCUGGACUAUGACGGGGGAGAGGUUUCCUUCUACAACCCUGAAGACAUGACACACAUCUACACUCACAGAGACACUUUCACUGAGAAACUCUUACCUUAUUUCAGUGUUGGAAAGUCUCGUGAUUCAAAAACUUCUGAGAUCAGAAUCUGUCCGACUGAGAUUUAGUUUUAACAUUUUAAAAUAUAUUUGUGUCUUUAAUGUUUUGAUGGAAUAACUUUUCCAAGAUCAGAAUUAUUUCAAGUUUCAAAUUUCAACUGCACACAAAAAAUAUUUUCUUUUUUUUUAGUAGUUUAAUUAUUUAGUAUGGAAACAUUACUGACAGAUGAAUAAAGUCUGGCUUAAAUGAAUUGUAUUGAUAUACUGUAUAGCAAAUAAAAAUUCUCAAAAGAAUGGCCCUACAGCAUGUAAAAAUGUAAAAUGUAAAAAGAAGUGACAAUGAUUUCUGCAUCAUCUAAAUAAUGUUUUAUUUAAAGGAUAAUGAGUUUCACCAUCAAAAUGAAAAAAUAAACAACAACAAAACAUACAAACAAACAAAAAGAGGACUCUGAGCUGCCUUUCCUAUAAGUCAUAAAGGUUAGUGUCCUGUUAUGUUACCAGUUAGCUGUUGCUUCGACCUCUUUUAAGGGCCCAUUUUUGCUGGUUACUUUGAGUUUGAGUUUGAGUACCUUCUGUUAUUCUUUUGUUAGACAAUAAAACCUUUUUUUUG
Cololabis saira (Pacific saury) is the source of this 2086-nucleotide messenger RNA. RefSeq names its product nuclear factor 7, brain-like. Lineage: Eukaryota; Metazoa; Chordata; Actinopteri; Beloniformes; Belonidae. The coding region runs from base 127 to 1545 and encodes 472 amino acids. The record is from RefSeq and is a predicted model, not a curated record. Gene Ontology annotation, molecular function: protein binding; zinc ion binding. The transcript has a single exon.